UUUAAAGAGGGAUGUCUGAAUGGGUGGUGUCUGCUCGUUUCGAGGUCGCGGUAGCCAGGUGAACGCUGGCUCGAUCCUUGAUCGUGUGAUCAGUCAAGCGAGCGACGAGGAUCAAUGUCUAUUGUAUCGUCUGGCCAAUUACAAAAAAGGUGGCGAGCUGAUCGAGUCGUACAAUCAAGGUGGCCAGUUCGAGGUAGAAAAAUUGAUCAGGGAACAGUUCGGUGUAUUGAUGUAUGCGGACGGCAAGGGCCAGGUGAUCAAUCGUGCCGAGUAUCUACGUUGGAAAUUCCGAGACCUCGAGCAAGUUGUGCUUCCUAUCGAGGCUUCUUUGUCACAGUUCGAUCCUUUGGCUCAAUGGAACGAUCACGAAGCGUGCUGGCAAAUGCAGUACAGAGGUUCGCUGGGAGAGACUCUCCUGCAUGUUCUGAUUAUAUGCGAUACCAGGAUACACACACGAGUGGCGCGUAUUCUGCUCAAGUGCUUUCCACGAUUGGCCAUUGACGUAGUCGAGGGUGAGGAGUACCUUGGCGCUAGCGCGCUCCAUCUAGCGAUCGCGUACAACAAUAAUGAACUGGUGCAAGACCUCGUUGAGGCGGGAGCGAUCAUUUCUCAGCGGGCGAUAGGCAGCUUUUUCCUACCCAGGGACCAACAACGAAUGAAUCCGGCUAAGAAUACGGAUUACGAGGGAUUAGCUUAUCUGGGGGAAUAUCCCCUCGCCUGGGCCGCUUGUUGUGCAAACGAGAGCGUUUACAACUUAUUACUCGAUUCUGGCGCUGAUCCCGACGAGCAAGACUCUUUCGGAAACAUGAUAUUGCAUAUGGUCGUGGUUUGUGAUAAAUUGGACAUGUUCGGAUAUGCUCUCCGUCAUCCGAAGCUUCCUGCUCGCAAUGGGAUUGUGAAUGCUGCCGGACUGACCCCAUUGACGCUCGCCUGCCAGCUGGGCCGUGCUGAGGUCUUUCGGGAGAUGUUGGAACUGUCCGCACGAGAAUUCUGGCGCUACAGUAACAUCACCUGCUCGGCGUAUCCUCUGAAUGCGCUCGACACGCUGUUGCCCGAUGGCAGAACAAACUGGAACUCGGCGCUAUUUAUCAUUCUGAACGGUACGAAGGAGGAGCACUUGGACAUGCUGGACGGUGGUAUUAUUCAGCGAUUACUCGAGGAAAAAUGGAAGACCUUUGCGCGGUUGCAGUUCUUAAAACGACUGAUCAUCUUGGCAUUCCAUCUGACGUCCUUGUCGCUGGCAGUGUACCUGAGACCUUCCAACACAGAUGCUCAGCUCUUGAAAUGGCCGGAAGAAAUCACGGAAGUCGCACGCACGAUCGCCGAGUGCAUCACGGUGCUGGGCGUGCUCAGUUACAUUCUGGUCCAACUAGGCGGUGAGAUCAUCAACAUUGGUCUCUUGUCCUUCAUGAAACAGUUGAGUCACGAGCCCGCCAAGCUCAUAUUCUUGAUCAGCAACCUGCUCAUACUCGCGUGCAUUCCAUGUCGUCUUGCCGGUAAUAGGCAUGCGGAAGACGCGAUUCUCGUAGUCGCUGUGCCCGGCUCUUGGUUCCUUCUCAUGUUCUUUGCUGGGGCUAUCCGGCUGACCGGUCCAUUCGUCACCAUGGUGUACAGCAUGAUAACGGGAGACAUGUUGACCUUCGGUAUAAUAUACAUGGUGGUGCUGUUCGGCUUCUGCCAGUCGUUCUACUUUUUGUACAAAGGAUUCCCGGGAGUGAAAUCAUCCCUCUACAGUUCCUAUCACUCGACCUGGAUGGCAUUGUUUCAGAUAACCCUUGGCGAUUACAACUACACGGAUCUCAGCUACACGACCUAUCCUAAUUUAUCGAAGAUGGUGUUCGCCAUAUUUAUGGUACUGGUGCCUAUACUAUUGUUGAACAUGCUAAUCGCCAUGAUGGGCAACACAUACGCUCAUGUGAUCGAGCAGAGUGAAAAGGAGUGGGUGAAACAAUGGGCGAAAAUCGUGGUUUCUCUGGAACGUGCAGUCUCACAGAAGGAUGCACAGAAUUAUUUGCAAGAAUAUAGCAUUAAAUUGGGACCUGGAGAUGACCCAAACAAUCCUGCCUCGGAGCAGCGAGGAGUUCUGAUUAUUAAAAGUAAAUCGAAAACCAAGGCGAAGCAACGCAAAGGCGCGGUAGUUAAUUGGAAGCGUGUGGGCAAAGUGACGAUAAACGAAUUGAAAAAACGUGGCUUAACAGGAGAGGAAUUACGACGAAUUAUGUGGGGACGAGCUUCUUUUUCUACACCUGUCAGAGUAAGUCCAAAAGGGGUUAAGCCUCAAGUUUCUGUGGUGACCGCCGGUUUCGGGGACGCGUUGACCACAGCUUUGGAUGUCAUGACGUUCGCUCAUGAUCUCGACUUGUCCACCGCAACGGAAGGAAUUCCAACCAACAUCGAUGCCAAGCAGUCGAAACCAAAGAGUGCUACCAAGGAGCAGACGAAAUCGACGGUGAAUAAUCAGCAGAACGUGACGACGAACAUAGAACCGUUGAAAUCGACAACGGAAAAUGUGGACGACCAGACGAACAAUUCUAGGGAAAAAAAAGUAACUAGCCAGGCUGCAGCCGUACACGAGAUGAAUUUGAAGAAUGCGAAUCAUUCGAGCGUGACCGAGGAUUUUCAGGAUCCGCUUUUGGAACUUGUGAUUGCUUCCGAAAAUACGAACGAUCCCGAAACCCUGCUCGAAAUAGCGAAACGUGCCGCUGCGGGCUUCGAAACAGAAACCAGCUCUAAAAUAAAUCUUCAAAUUUUAGAACAAUUCACGAUGACGAAGAUACCUAUGGAGGAGAAGGUCAACGUUACGAGAAAACAAUAUUUCGUCGAGUCGAGUGAUAAUGACUUUGGAGGCGACAACUUGCUCGGGACUGAGGCCCGUCUACGUAGAAUAAGAUCAGCGAACAACAGAUUUAUCACGACACGUAGACGGUCACGGAACGUCGACGACGACCUGUCAUCCACAUCUUCCACGUCUAUGGACAGAAAUCCUCGAUAUCAGUCGUUGCUCAACGGCCAUGAAAACUCGAUCGACCAUCCAAUCGAGAGUCGAGAGUGUUCCAUAGAAGCAAUUAACUCGCAAAUAAAGCAGAACGGACCGUGCGAAACAAUGAAGGCCAAGGUCCAGAAGAGAAGACCAAAAACGGCCAAAAAUAGAAUUCGAUUUCGUUUCAAUUAGUUUAUACUUAUCGCAUAGCAGUAUUGCACGAGACAUCUGACAUUUUAACGUCAUCUAUAUAUUCUUCAACUGUCAUCGAUCCCCAUUAUUCAUUUCCACACCGCUCAAACAUUUCAUAAAGACGUACACACGUAAAACGUCAAAACAAUUAUCAUUUAAAGAAUAUUGGAGAAUGGAAAUUCGUGGUACGGUUGAACAGUCUUCUUUGAUUUUAAUGAAAUUUCAUCGAGGACCGCGCAGCGGGUACGUCCAACAGAGAAAUGAAAGUAUAGAAAACACACAAUUUCCUGGACCAGGCUGAAAAAGUAAUUACAACAUAAUAGCCCGAGUUACAAUGUUUCAUCUCGUUUGUGUUAAGCUACGAUCCAACAGAGACACAUAAAAAUAUACAGGGUGUUCGUUGCCAAGAUUUUUAAAGCUUUCUAAAAAUUAUAAUAAUAAAAAUUUCCAAAAAGUUUUAUUUAAAAUGAUAAAAAAAGAUCAAAAUUAUAAUUUCUGAUAUCAAGAAAAGAUCUUGGAAUGAUUUUAAUUUAUUAUUAAUUUGAAUUGGUUUCAUAAGAUUCAUAUUAACUUGUUAAAAAUCAGACUUUUAAGAGAUUUAUCUAUAUAAUUAGUGAUUAUCUCAAGAUUAAUUAAAAUUUUGUUACCAAGAUUUUAUUUUUACAUAAAUCAAUUUUCUUACAAAGAAUAAAUUCUUCCUAGUUCAGUUAUAAUUUUGAGACACCCUAUAUAUACCCUAUACAUACAAUCAGACUGAAACAGAAGUACGGUGCAACACAAUCAACAAUCGAUUCGUGUGCCGACAUAUCGAGGCAUGGGGUACACGCAAUAUUGGAACAUAGAUUUCCUAUUUAGAUUUGUCGAAUGUUUCCUUCCACUAUUUUCCGGUACAGAAUCGGGGAACAGACAGAUUCGUUUCCGUACUCGUGGACGGAAUUAAGAGACGGGGUUUCAUAUUAUUUCGCGCGAGUGAAAUUUGUUGAAAUUUGUGUAAAGUUUGUUGAUAUACGAUGAUACAGAUGAUGAAUAUAAUUGGAAAGGAAAAUAAUUCUAUUUGAUUUUAGUUAUAUAUUAUUUUGAUUAGUUUAUAAUUACAUCGAUCCGUAUUGCUGUAAAUAAAUGGUGACUAUAUUCAAUUAUUUGUACAAUAUUAUAUUAAUAUUUGGUAAUUAAUAAUUACAAAACAAUCUGUUAUUUAUUGAAAAUAAUAAUUAUAAUAAUGAAUUUAUUUUUUUAAAGAUUAAUAAAAUUAAAGAUUAAAGACUUAUAAAAUUAAAUAAAAUUAGAAAACAAUCUGAUAUU
Molecule: messenger RNA, 4474 nt
Organism: Apis cerana (Asiatic honeybee)
Lineage: Eukaryota; Metazoa; Arthropoda; Insecta; Hymenoptera; Apidae
Gene: iav
Product: transient receptor potential cation channel subfamily V iav
Biological process (GO): calcium ion import across plasma membrane
Cellular component (GO): plasma membrane
Molecular function (GO): protein binding; calcium channel activity
Source: RefSeq, a predicted model, not a curated record